This is a messenger RNA of Parastagonospora nodorum SN15, 102 nucleotides long. RefSeq lists its product as hypothetical. NCBI's taxonomy places the organism in Eukaryota, Fungi, Ascomycota, Dothideomycetes, Pleosporales, Phaeosphaeriaceae. Bases 1 to 102 code for a protein of 33 amino acids. The transcript is spliced from 2 exons. The record is from RefSeq and is a predicted model, not a curated record.
AUGGCAAAGGCGAAAUACAAUGGGCAUAAUGCGGACAAUGCAUUGCAGAUUGCCACUCAGCGGGAGCUCGAACUCCGCAAAGGCGAUGGCAGCCGCACAUGA